Messenger RNA from Paramecium primaurelia, 972 nucleotides. NCBI's taxonomy places the organism in Eukaryota, Ciliophora, Oligohymenophorea, Peniculida, Parameciidae. The record is from the annotation of a GenBank genome assembly.
AUGGAUUAUUAAGAAUUGUACGAUUUGAGAAAAAAACUUUUAGAUUGGAAAAAGUUUCCUACCGAAACUCUUUGUAUUUUGAAAUCAUUAGAAUAAUCUCCACUUGAAUGGGAAAAUGUUAAUAAAUCUAAAAUAUAAAAAACACUGCAUACUCUUACAAUAAUAGAUGAUAAAAAUGAUCCUUUAGCAACAACGAUCAAAGCCAAAGCUUCAGCAUUAUAAGAUCGUUUUAAAAGACUUUCUUAAGCUAAGGCUAUUUAAAGAUCUUCAAAAGAAUAAUAAUAAUAGGCAAUUGAAGAAAUUAAGAUCUAAAAGUAAAAUAGUGUAUAGAGCACUUAGAGUAGUAGAUCAUUGCCUGAUAUUGAUCUUUUUGCUAAUUAUCGAGUACCAUCUCCAGCUUAUGCAGAUAGGCUCAAAUAUUUAAAUGGAAUAAGUAAAAUGUUUAUUGCAAACAUUUUGAACUUCAAGAAAGAGAAUGAUUUAAAUGAAUCUGAUUAUUAGAUUAUCAAAGAAUGUGUAGAAAUAAUGGAAAAAACUAUAUAUUAUAAAAGAGGAUAAGAACAUAGUUCUAGAAAAGCAUAUGAAUAAGAUUUGAGAAUUUUAGCGGGUUUUUUAAAGAAAGAUAAAAAUGGUUCUCUUACUUAUAGAAUUUUUACAAAAGCUUUUGAUCCUAUUUCUGCAGCAUAAUUAAGGUAUAAAUAAAAUAAAAAAUAUAGAGCAGCUGAUUGGGUUGAUGAUGAAACAAAAUAAGAAUAAGCAAGAAUUAUUAAGGAGAAAAUGGAAGCAGAAUAAAUUGGUUUUUAUAAGGAUUUAAGUAAAAGAGAAAUGGAAGGAAUAGAAGGAAAGACUUGUAAAGGAUGUGGUCAAAAAAAAGUAUAUCUUGUAGAUGAAAAAUAAACACGUGCAUCAGAUGAACCAACAACUAAAUUUUUUGAAUGUUACAAUUGUGGAGAUAAAUUUAGAAUAUGUUGA